GCUUGAGUAACCUCUUGGUUUUUUGAUCCCUUGAUCGUCUCGUGAAUAAGAAUAAGAAUCAAGAAUAUUUUUGCAGUUAUUGUGUCUUACUUCUCUAUUUCUUGUUUUGUUCGGUUUCUUUGAUCUUUGGGUGACUGCAUACCCAUCCUUGUUUUUCGAAUACCUUGCUUCAGUAUUAAUACCCCUUGGCCCCUUGCGCUUGCUUCCUUCGUUCCUUGCCUCGUGUCAAGCUUCUGCUCGUGAUCAGGGAUUUGCAGUACGCAACUUGCGUGUGGGUCAAGUUCUUGCAGGCAAUAGAUAACGGAAGUAACGAGAUCUCUUUGGUCUCCUGUCGACGCCGCACUUCGUCCUCGUCUUCCUUGUGCACGAUUUGUGCCCUUCCAAGAACAAACACUUCGCAUUAUCCUGCAAGAACAGCAUGAUGGCAAGAGCUUGCACACCCACUACACCUGCAGUUGUGGUCCGGCAGUUGUGGUCCGUCUCUUUGGUGCUUGUCGGCCGCUACUUCGUAACUUUCACAGAAGGGGUUCCAGUUUCCUGCAGUUCGUGCUUCGAGUUCGUGCCUUCUUUGCGGCAGGCACGCCGCGCAAGCCGGCAAGAGGUCAACAUUGUCGUGCCUAGCGAACGACCGAGAGAUGAGGUGACGCUGGCUGAAUACAGCUUAUGGGCUGAAGUAUCAUCUUGUUGAAUGUAUGAGCUUCUCCAUUUGUUCCUGUUAGACUUUGACCACGACUAGUACAGUACUUCUGACUUUUCUCUAAAACCUGAACCCGACCACCUCGGCGCCCCCAACAUGGUCAACGCAUCUUGUGUCAUGGCGCCUGCAGCCCGUCGCGACAGUAACGGCCCUCUCGUGUCUAGAUCAAGAACGGAGUCAACGACCGCUUCUUUGCUCAGUGCGCGAUCAUCUUCGGAAGACUACUAUGAGGACUUUAUGCAGCAUGGCGGAGACAGCAGAAAUAGUCUACUUAGAAGUAGAAAUAGUAUCGAUAGACCGCCAGGAGUAGAUGAUGAAGAACACAUUCUUACCACCAGAAGCGGCAAUCGGCGUCAAAGGUCGUCUUCGAGUUCGGGCCAUCAGUCGAAUAUAUUGUGUGGUCUCGCUUCAUCCUCAAGCUCCAUGAAUUAUAUUGCUCCCGGAGGCGCUUCUCCCUCGACGGAGGUCGCGCAGCCUCCACUGCUGUUUACGGCUUUCGACUUGACGAAUUCUUUGUAAUAGAUCACUUCGGUCUUACCUAGGAAUACGUUGUUCGAGUUUAAGCAAGGUCCUAGCGAAGGUCGUCGCUGUCUAACCUCCCUCUCUGGCCAGUCGAACGUCGAAAUGGAAAUACUGGCUUUUCCAGCUCAUCUGCCACUGUAGCGCGAUCCUCUGCCCAUCAAAUGGAUGUUGUAGACCACCAAACGCAAACUUCUCCCGAUGACGAAAUACCUCGUCAAGAAACGCGUCUUCCAUCAAGAACUCGGACGCUUGCAACGACGUCAGAUGAUAUUACUAGAGGCUCUCCUGCCUUUUCUGCGCAACAUCUACAGCGCACAUCGUCGAGCGAGAAUAUCGCGUCCAGUGUUUUUCCGUUUCUUGUGAGAAGCUCUAUCACCAGCCCGUCCUCCAGCACGCUUAAUCGACAGGAAACCUCCCCCGAAAGCAACUAUUCUGCACCUGUCCUUCCUGCAGCAGGAGGACAACUACACCUUCCAGAAUCUCGUACUUCUUCUACUAGAUCUCGAAUUGAAAACGAAGGUGAACCACUACAUAGUACUAAUGCACCAUAUGAUUAUGCAGAUCCAGACGCACAAGAAGAAAGGAGGAUGGAGCUGGAAGAAAAAAUUGUGGACGACGAUAAGCCACAAUUAAGGGUUGGAAGUUGACCUAUCAUCUAAGAGCAUCUCUAUGGCUUCUUCAAGUAGGAAACCCAUAGAUAAUAUGCGAGCUAGAGACGCCAACUUUCAACCCCUAACACAAGACUCCUCCUAUGUCUAUUGUCCUCCACCAAAUGCUCCAGUGGACUACAAUCCCUGCGUGAUCUGCCUCAAUUCCGACGAUCUAGUGCCGCAAAUCCCCUGCGUAGAGAUGCUACCAGAUUCGGACUUGAGGAGACUGAUGAGCCGAUGCGCGCACUUCAACCACGUUCAUCAGGACUGUCUGCGCGCGUUGCUCUUUGCGACUUCGCAAUACGGCUUGACUUGAUUUUCUUGGAUAUUUGCAACCUAGUAGUUUCCUCCUUAAUCAAAUUCUUCAAAGAUACAUAUCACGCAGAAGCCAUGCGGACUCUACCCGAGCAAGAGGUUGAAAAAUAAAUGCGCUCCCACUUUGGAGCGACGUGCUUACUUCAUCUACCUCUAAUCACAACAAUCCGAGACAGACGAAAAUCCAGCGGCACUGAUAGCACGCUGUCCGCUGUGUAGGGAACCGCUUUUGGAGCCGGAUGACGCCUCUUCCGCAAGUACUGCUGCCAUAUGAAGCUAUCUUUAUCUUUAUUAAGGUGAACCGGUACCCCAUAGCGAAUAAACCUGGGCACACAACCAGAGAGCUGAUCACUCACCGGAGGCGUUGCGCAGGGCUCCGGCCUGCCUUCGAAGGUAAGACCUAUGGGGCUGACAGGGCGACGAUACCGCCGACGCUUACUUAGUUAGUUUUAGCAGAUAGGAGGAUACUUGGGGAUAGUUACCCUUUUCUCUUUUCUAGCUUCCUCUGGUCUUUCUUUUUUCUAGUUAGGUCUGCUCCACCACAAUUUAUUAAGUAGACCUCAGAUUUUUUGCAAGUAUUUACUGUUCGUAAACCUCAGGUUCAGAAUAUUACUAUUAGUAGCGCGUUUCUUAGGCGCCAUUGUCCCCACUUGCUCAACAUUUCUACAAGCGAUUUUCAUGAUUGCCUACGAGGGAGCUAACGCCAAGCCUAGUUUCUUGAUUUUGUUCAUACUACCUUGGUGGACCAGCUGCACCAGGGGGAGACCCCGUUGUGCGUUCUCGGACUCCGGUUGUUGUAGAUCCACGAAUGUUAUUAAGUGUUUGUUCCAAAUUGCAUUCCUCACUACCAGCGUCCUUGCCUUACUUUCCAAUUCAUAGGAAAGACGUCUUCAAGGAUGUUGAUCUGAAGAAUGUAAUUGCGCAGCCUCUAAGAAUGGCUUCGCAAUCGCAAGGGGAGUCCUCUAGUCCAGGAGUUGCUAGGAGUCUCAGUCGAAGCAACACUGUGUUUCUUCCAACUGGACCGCCUACGCGUAGCGAUAGAAUGUCCUUCUUCCGAUCGACACAGCUUUGCAGACUCAAGAGCACAUUGUUGCAGUAUGGUUUAAGGCAUAAAUAAGUAAAAAUGAACCAAAACUCGAUACAUAAAACAAUGUUCUGGCAGCUAUGCUUUUAAAGACUCGUUGUUCCAAGGUGGAUGAAGAAUAGAAUCUAUCAGAAGGACCGCAAGACACAUUCCAAUCAAAUAGACCAAAACCCUCUCUUGCCUUUGUGCUCAAUUACCCUCUAGCACGUGGUGUGUAUUAUUCCUGCUUUCAUAGCAAGGUCUCCGACCACACUUUGCAUUUGCACCGCAAAACCGACAGCUCGAUACGGACAUCCCUCCGAAUGCUUUCGGGGCCAGCAGUAGUAUUAUGAAAAAUGCUUGUAUAAUUUGAUGUCAGAGGUGGUAUUGACAGAUGAUGUCCUGGAUAUUGUUUAGGCUCCAGAGUAGUAUGUGAAUGUGUAUGACUGCUCGAAACUUAUGGAUGCCUAUGCCUAUACUAGACAUAUCUACUUGGGCUUGGAUUUACCGAAGUAGUUCAUCUACUCACUAGAAGUAAGUAUCAUCUAUGAUACAUGGAGAUGGAGGAGAUGAUCAUAAUGGAUUUAGGUUUCCGUUUCAUCCUGUCGAGGUUCUUCUUGACUACUUAUUUAAUCCAAUCGACGACCAUCCGCAUACCUCCUUCCUUUCCGUUCAUGUUGAGCAGCUAUAGGGUAGCACGACGCAAUUCGGCGGGAAGGCGAAUUACAAUGGGAGUUACAUCACGGAUUGCGCCACAAAGAGAGUGAGAACAAGUUGUGAGAGAAGUUGUUUAGACCAUGAUAAUUGUAGGUUGAGACGAGAACCUGAUAGUUGACAUAAAAAGAACGACCUUGAGUGAAAAAGAGGACUUGACAACACUGGCACUAUAAAGGCAACCGGUGGUAACGACCACAGUUGACUCCUGUAGGUCCAACUCAUUUAUUAGAUCAUGUCUAUUGUGAAAGAAUUUGGAAUUUCUGUACUGCUCGACUGAAGUAGAAGACCUUGUUUGCAAAUUGUCCCAAGAUGACCUUGACCUCCAGCUCUGAGUCUGAACAUAUAAGGAUGAAGAUGAUGUAGUAGUUACUUCUACCAGCUGUAUCUUCCUACUACUGGAUGCAGAUGAUUUAAUUUUUGUUCUCGUGACCGGCCACAAAUAGACGAAUUUAUCAUGUUUGCAGAAGGAAAUGUGAUACGCUUUGUUUGGAAUGAAAACUUAGUUCUUGUGCUCGAGCUUGG
Messenger RNA from Amoebophrya sp. A25, 4486 nucleotides. The record is from the annotation of a GenBank genome assembly. Lineage: Eukaryota; Dinophyceae; Syndiniales; Amoebophryaceae.